UCACAAGCUUUUAACCGGUUGAAAAGUAAUUAAAAACCGAUUAUAAGUAUAUGAUUAUAAUCGAUUUUUACCGUGUUUUUUAUUACAUAAGCUCCACAAGAUGGAGCAUCUAAAUAAGACAUGAGAUUUAUCAUUGUUGUCAGUUCCUCGUUUAAUGAUAAUUGAAUAUUUAGACUUGUUGAUUAUUGUCUCUAAAUAGUCUGCUGAUUGUAUGCGAAGAAUAUUGAAGUUCUACAUCAAUGCUUUAUUUAUGUCUGUGUUUUUUCAUAAUAGUCCACCGGAAAUUGCAAUACCUAAAUCAACAAAUGAUCAAAAAGUAUUUCAAGUAUUCGAAUGUUCUCAAGGUGAACUUGAAUAUGAACAAGAUGUACCUGGUAAAAUAAGUGAAUCAUUAGAAAAUGAUCAAGUAACAUCUGGUGUAUUUUGGGAAAUUCGUGUGAAAUGUAAUAAAGGAGCAAAAAUUUCUUAUGGACCAUGGGCUGAUCGACAGAGAGAAUUAUUAUGGCAAUAUUUUCUUCCAACAUUAUAUGAAGAAUCUCCAAUAACAACUGAACCAUCAAUUGGUCAAACACGAAUAUUUAAAUCAGUUCGUUUCAAAUUAGCACUUAAUUGUCCAACGAUAUUAGAUGUUUAUUUUAUGAAUAAAAUGAAACUUCAAAAACUUCACGUUGACUGUCCUUCAAAAGGUUCGUAUUUUGAUGCUAUACUACCAUUUUCAACAAAUCCCGAUGGUUUUGAUACAUCCUUAUCAAUCAAUAUGUUAGAAACAAUAGCUCAAACAAAUCUUGCAUUUACACCAUUGCUUAAAGCUGAAAAUAUUCAUAUUAACGUUCAUAUACAUUAUCCACGCAUAUGGAAUUCCUUACAAGAUUGGUUUGUUGAUAUUGAUGCAAAAAAUCCUCAAGUUUAUUUUGUUUUUGAACAAAAGAAUUUCUUUCAAGCUUUAAUUAAUGAUUUUGGUUCAUCCAUACCGCCUGAUAUUUAUUCGUUUACACCAUUUAUUUAUAAUAUAACUUUACGUGGUGAACAAGUUGAAAUAUUAAUUCCAUGUAAUCAAGGAAACUGGAUUGAUUGUUCAGAUGGAAAUGAUGGCAGACUGAUAGAAAAUAAUUACGUAUCUUUAUGUGCAAGAUCACUCGAAUUAAAAUAUCCAUUAUCAUUUGUAGAAUUUUGUCCAAUUUCUACAUCGGCGGACUUAAAUAUUCAAGUCACGGAUGUACUUGCACGUCUAAUUAUACCAGAAAUUAAUCGAAUGUAUUAUAUUGUCGACGGACUUAAUGAGCAUAAACGGUUUUAUACACCAGAUGGUGUGAAAUCACAUUUAUCGUUAUCAGAUACAUUUGAAAAAAGACCUGGUUGUUUUGAAUGUGCGGAAGUAAAUCAUAUAAAUGUUCUUGUACAAAUUCUUCUUCAUCCUUCACCUCCAGUUGAUAUGAAUCGAACCGAUCUUUUAUAUGUUCAACAAAUCAAAUCCAUGGGUAAUCGUCAAACAUUUCAUCCGAAUAAACUUAAAUAUGAUGUAUUCAAUCUUGAAAUUGAUCUUGGUCCUGUUAAUUUACUUUUACAUGGUUUAUUUUUAAAAAAACUUUGGUGGAUUAAAGAAAAUCUAUUCGGGUGGGAUCAAAUGUUUCAUGAUAUACAUGAACCUGAUUUAAUACGUGAUAAAAAGAUUAUUGUACAUGAUGAUCCACUUAUUGGUAUGAUUGAUGAAAAUCAAGCAUUUGAUCCAAGAUAUUUUCGACCAUUAAUGGUUACUCUACGCGUUGCACUUCAUAAUAUAACAUUUCACCUCCUUCAUCAUACUGAUAUUGAACCGAGUCCAAUUGGUUUUUGUGAAAGACUUUGUGUUGAAAUGACAACUGAUUUAAAUGAAACAAGAUUACAAGUACUAUUUUUACCUGUUAAUGUCUAUGUAGAAGAUACAAUUGUUAGAAAUAAAUCUGAUCAACAUUUAUCUACUGGAAGUCUUCAGUUGUCCGGUUUAAUCAUUCGUGGUCAUGCAAUGCUUUCUCAUGAAGGUUUACCACCAGAACGUGAAACACUUGAAUAUGCAUGGCAAAUGGAAAUAGUACUAGGCAAAGUAUCAGCACGUUUAACAACAAUUCAGAUGGAAAAAGUGCUUGGUUUUGUAAAGAAUUUUUAUCUACAAAUUAUGGAAGAUGAAUAUACACUCAUACGUUCACCUGUUAUGGAUAAAACAAAAUGGAUUGAAAAAUUCAAAUAUGAUGUACUUAGAUUUAGUUUAGAUUCAAUUGAUGUUAGUCUUAUCGAAAUUGGAAAUGCUGUUCAUGCACAAGUUGCACCAAUUCGUUUAUGCAUGUGUAACAUGCAUACACAUUCAUGUAAUGAAAGUUUAACUUUAAAAGUCGGUGCUAUACAAGUUCGUCAAUUACUUCGUCUUUAUCCUGGUUCAUGGUUAGAAGCUGGUUCAAUACAAAUUCCUGAAUUACGUAUAAAUGCUAAAUUUGAUUGUCAUCCUCCAACACCCAUUAGUAUCAAUGAACAAUUAGAAUUUCUUCGUCGACAUGAUCAACAUUCUCAGCGACUUCAUUUUCUUUACAAUAUAAAAUCUCAACAAUUACCAACAACAACAUCAUCAUCAAAUAUAAAACGACCAUCAAGUGUUGGUUUACCACCGAAUGCAAAUAUUCAUUCUUGCGCAUGUCUUGGUGGUUCACCACAUUAUUAUACACUUGUUCAAGGUGAACAAUUUUUUAAAAGUUCAUUUCGUCUUAGUGAACAAUCAUCAUUUGGUCUUUCUCUAUUUGAACCUGAUGUACAUGUUAUACAUUCUCAUCCUAUAUUUAAUCAUAAAUAUAAUUGGAAUACUUAUGAACAUACUUUUCUAUCAAAUGAACAAUUGAAUGAUGAAGAAAUUUUUUAUCCAUUUGAUUUUUGUACACAACAAAAACAAGAAAAUUUAAAUACUCAUGAAAAUUAUUCACAUCAGAGUGUACCUGCAAAUUUAUAUUCAUUAUCACGAUCAAAUUCGGUUAAAAAUAUUCGACAUAAAUCAAUUGCUGAACCAAAAUUUCAUAAACGUUCAUCAUCAUCAAUACCAUUUGAUAAUAAUGAUAUUAUUGGUUCAUCAUCAUCUGGAACAAUUAAUGAUAUGUAUUUAACACCAGAUGAAGUAUUAUCAUCAAAUCAUUCUAGUAAAAAAAGUCUAGAUAAUAUUAUGGAAAUGUCGUCAUUAACUGUGACACAACGUGCAUCAUCAGCAAAUUCAUCACCCGCAUCUUCACAUUCAAAUUUAAUAUCAAAAACUUUAGAUGAAAAAGAUAAUUUAUCAACAAGAUCUUCACAUACAUCAUCAACUGAUUCAUUAACAGCUUUAGAAGAAAUACUUAAACGACAACAAAUAGGAAGUACGACUUCAACAUCAUCACCACAAAAAGAUAUUUCAUCACCCGUAGAACAUAAAUCAGUUCUACAACCUUCAUUACCUAGUUCUUCAUGGAUUAGUUUAAGAAGUCAGAUGAAAAUGCCUAUACCAAAAUCGACUCUAUUAUGUACAACAUAUAUUCGUUAUUUAUCACAUUAUCGUUCAUCAACUUGGUCGAAUAAAUCUUCUUUUCCUCCUUCAAUUCAACAAAAUCAAAUGAAUCAUCAUCCAUUACUUGAUUUUAACUGUGUUUCUCAAGGUUUUUCAUGUUCAUUUCUAUCUGAUUCAUUACAAUCAACACAAUCACGUCAUCAACAAUCUCAAUCAACAAGUUCUCGACAACGUGCAUCGAUUGUUCCAUCAUUAUCAUCAUUUUAUACAUCAAAUAUAAUUUCAACAGAAAAAGAAGUAUGUCUUCGAUUUAUUGGAUCAUUAAAUAUACUUUUAACACCAUUGAUGCUUGAAUGUUUAACAACAUAUAUUGAUAAAUGGAAUACAUAUGAUAUUCAUCCAAUGUCUAUUCUUGAUGGUCUUCAUUUACUCGGUCAAACAAAAUCGAAUUCACCUUCAACAUCAAUUGAUUUAUCAGCAACAAAAAUUUCUUUACAAUUACCUAAAAUAAAUAUUUGUUUAUUACAAGCUGGUCUAGCUGAAGAUAAUGUUCAAUUAACUGAAUUACGAACACCAGUUGAUAUUGUUACAAUGUCAUUAUUUGCACUUUCAUGUAAACAAAUUCAAAUGGAAACAAUUUUAUCAAAUCGUGAUCAAUCAACAGCUGGUGUUUUUAAAAUUCAAUCAUUAACAGGACAAUUUCGUCGAUUUGAAAAUGA
Molecule: messenger RNA, 4215 nt
Organism: Adineta steineri
Lineage: Eukaryota; Metazoa; Rotifera; Eurotatoria; Adinetida; Adinetidae
Source: the annotation of a GenBank genome assembly